AUGUCAUCAGCCGCAAAGCACAAUGUGAUUGCUAAUCCCCACCCCAACGUCAAACCCCAACAUCCGACCCACAUUUGUUCAUCCUCCGCCGCUGCAGCACCUGCAUCGCGCUCUUUUUUUGACCCCUGGAACUCGUCGUCGACAGGCCACCAGCGAGCCGAGAAUCGCCUCUCGGGAUCGACGUCGUGGCGCGAAUCUCGCAAUCUGAAGCUGGGGGAGCAGUACAGACGCGGUCUGGGUGGUGGGGAAAGAGUCGCAGACACUGUCGGCGCGGGGAGUACUGAAUUUGGGAAAGGCGGGCGCAAGGAGAAUGGAUUGUGGGAGAAAGGUGCGAAGGGGUUAAGGGAGGGUGGUCAGAAGAGUUUGGCGGAGGUUUGGGGGAAGAGGAAGGCAGGGAGGAGGAAUACUAUAGCUGGGGAGAAGAGUGGAAAGUUGGAUUCGGGAAUGGGUGAGUGGAGGCUGAAGCCUGAGCCCGAAUUUCCUGUCGAAGACGCGGAGGGCAUAGAAGAUGAGAACCCCCCUGAUUCGAAUCAAACCUCGGUAUCUAUACCACUACACAGGCAAAUAUUCGAUGGGCUCUGCUUCUACCUCAACGGGUCUACCGCACCCCUCGUCUCAGACCACAAACUCAAACAUCUCCUAGCAGAAAGAGGAGGCAAGUUGUCUAUUGCCCUUGGCCGACGCAGUGUUACCCACGUCAUCCUAGGCAGGGCAAGCAGUGCAGGCGGUGCAGGCGGUGGUCUCGCCGCCACUAAAAUCCAGAAGGAAAUCACUAGAGUCGGGGGCAAGGGCGUGAAGUUUAUCGGCGCAGAAUGGCACGCCGAUCGACGAUUGCCCGAAACCCGAUUCUCGACGCUUAAGCUGGCGCCCAAAGGCCAGAAUAGCGUUUAUGGACUGUUUUACGCUGCCAAGAGUAGGGGAGAGGGGAGAGAAGGGGCAACAAAGGAUUGA
Lindgomyces ingoldianus is the source of this 951-nucleotide messenger RNA. RefSeq lists its product as uncharacterized. The coding region runs from base 1 to 951 and encodes 316 amino acids. The transcript is spliced from 2 exons. NCBI's taxonomy places the organism in Eukaryota, Fungi, Ascomycota, Dothideomycetes, Pleosporales, Lindgomycetaceae. The record is from RefSeq and is a predicted model, not a curated record.